This is a messenger RNA of Kwoniella shivajii, 2118 nucleotides long. RefSeq lists its product as uncharacterized. The transcript has 2 exons. The record is from RefSeq and is a predicted model, not a curated record. The coding region runs from base 1 to 2118 and encodes 705 amino acids. NCBI's taxonomy places the organism in Eukaryota, Fungi, Basidiomycota, Tremellomycetes, Tremellales, Cryptococcaceae.
AUGCCAUCUCAAAGUUCUGUACCUGUAUUUCAUCCAGAUCAUCCACACAAUCGCCAACCUUACCCCUUGUACGAAUCUCAAACAGAUAACAUCAGAUACACUUCUUCCGGUUGUGUCCCAAGGGGAAGUAGGAAAAGUAAUAAGAUGAUUUCCAAUGAUCAUCAUAUACAACAACAGAGAGGACACGGGAAAUAUCUAGAUGAUACUAUAAGCGAUUCAGAAUCAAGUUUAUCACCUAGUCCAGGUUCAAGCAGUAGAUGUUUCUGUGGAAGUCUAACUCAAGAUGGUGGAAUAUAUUGCAGUGUUGCUUGUGCACGAUCAGAUGCUUUCUCCUCCUUGUGCUAUAAACCUGCCGCCCAACCUUCGGAACCUCUUUUCACUCCUUCUCACUGCCAACAACCAUCGAUUGCAUCAGCAAUCUCCACAUCAUUAUCACGUAACCCCUCUUCCGCCUCUGCAUCUUCUGUUGCAUCGUCAUCCUCGAACCAAGAUGUAGGAGAUUGGAAUGCUUCACAUUAUCGUCGACUGGCUCGUGCUGAUAUACGGAAAGAAGAAAGGAAAGAGGAAAGACGUCGCAGAAGAGCAGAAGGUAGUCUGGCAAGCUCAAUUAGUACAAGUAGAAGUACCAUGAUGUCUGUCUCUUCCUCAGCGUCAAGGGCUAUACCAGAUCUCGUCGGAGGUAUGGGAAUGGGUUCAAGUCAUUCCAGAAAUCCUUCCGUAGCAAGUUCGGUCACUUCCUUCUCGUCAUCAACUUGGGGAACAGGAGGAAACCUUUCAAGAAAUCCUUCUUCAGCAAGUACUUCAUCAAGAAGAGGAUAUGGAACAAACGUGAAUAUCGGAGCGGCAAUAAUGGAGGAUGAAGAUGAAGAAGAAUGGUUACAAUCUGAGCUAUCACAAAUACCACCAGUACCGGUACCAGCCGUUCCCGUUUCUACCAAAAGACCAGGGCAUUCACGAACGGGAAGCAAAUCAGCUUCGAGUCGCAAAGGAAGAAAAGUAACUCCUGAUCCCCUACCUUUCGGAAUGGGUAAAGACAUGAGAGAUGUACUGGAAGAGAUCAUUCAAAUGGAGAAAAGUUUCUUGGUAUCGGAUAACGAGAAUGAUGAGGAUGAUAGCAUGUCUCAGAACGCAUCUCAAUCAACUGCACUAUUCACUAGUCAAUUCGAUAGACCGCCACGAACUCCCAGUCCUGUCGCUUCUGGAAAGCGAAGAAUGAGUAUAGCGCCUGGAGCGCCUAUGCGAGGACAUCGAUCAGCUGCUUCGCAAUCAGCUCUUCCACCACCUUCACCUGAACACCAUCAACCUCAACCUCAAAGACCACCUACCUUGAUGGGUUUACAUCAAUCUUCAUUGUCAGAAUCUCAUACAGCAUUGUAUCUCGCCACGGCAUCGCCUAUUGCUCCAGGUAGACGAUCAGCAAGUCCAAAACUCGAAACUAGGAAAUCGAUCACUUUCACACCUGAAUUUGCUGGUCCGUCCAUCUCCCUAGAUGGAUUACCUGCACCAAGAAGAAUAUUCGAUUCACCUUCUGGAAAUCUGACGCCCAUGGGUAGACGUAGGUUGAAUUUAACUCCUCAAGCUGUACAUCCUUCGAUGAAUGGAUGGAGAUUCCCUUCUGGAUCAGGCUCAAACUCAAAUAUGGCAACUCCAACUAAACCUACACACCCUCAGAUACCAACACCCGAUGAAAUACAAGGAAUGGAUUCUAUUGAACCUGCAUUAUUAUGGCCUCCACCUCCAAGAGAUUUACAACCUGCUUUAUUCCCUUGUUCGCCCGCCACCGACACUCCAGAAUUCACAUCGAUCAGCAGAAUGUUGAAUGAUGAUGAGAUGCUUCAGAGAAGAGAUAGUCAAUUAUCGUUUUCGGCUCCUGGAAGUGGAAUGAGAUUAGGCGUUUUACUGGGUUCCAGUAAUGGUAGUGGUACUGACUCUGCUGAACAGAUGGAUAUUGAUAUGGACGAAGAUCAAGAUCAGGAUCAAGAUGGUGAAUCAACUGAACAAGGUCAUGAAAAUGCUUCGUAUGCGAUAGGACGAUCGAUGGGAAUGCAAUAUCUACCUGUUUUUCUAGAAGCUGAAGGAUUUAGAUCCGCCGAUGGUCUGAAUGUGAGAAAUUGGUGA